GGAAACUCGAUAUUGAAUAUUGUGAACGAAUCGAAAGUCCACAAUCAUGAGCGCGUUCAAGAGACGUCAGAGCAGAGUGUUCUGGGGUCAAAUGGAGGAACUGGAUAUGGGUCGUCUCGAUCGUUUCGCCGCGCGGAACGAUGAUCUCGCGAGACAGAAUCUUCGACGGAACAUGGAGGUCCACGAGGAGGAAGCAGAAGAACGCUCGUCGAGCAUCAACGAGAGCGACACCGUACAGAAUAUCACGGCGAUUCACGUCUGUCCCAGCGAGGAUAGGGAAGAUUUGUAUUCCGUGGCGUCGAUUUGCAAUGGAAAUGUAAUGACUCAAACAGCUACGAUGGAUAUACAGGACGAGGAAAAAGAAGACGAGAACAACAUAGUUUUGGUGGACAGAUCGUGCAGUCCGAUCAGCCAGGAUCUCAGAAGCCUGGACUCCGGAUUCUCCGAUUCCGAAAGGUCAAACUGCUCUGAACAUUACGAGAACGAGACGCCAAUGCGUCGAAGGAGACGACGGAGAAUCAAGGACCGUCGACAGAGCGUGCAUCCGAGACUCGGCUCCGUAUGGUUGGACGAAUCUCUCCCGAAUCCCACGUACACAUCCACGCCCAAGGACCCCAGAAUUCUAUCUCGGAAUACGACAGUCUUCGAUGCACGUUCCGAAGGAGAAGUGCCAAGAACGCAGAGAACGGAAGAGGAUCAAGUAGACGCAUCAGCGAUCCCGUCGUCUGUUUCCGUGGAGGACGAGUGUUUAGGCGAUUUCCUGUAUGCCGCGGAACCACCCGAAGACGCGGAUGAGCCAAGAACCACGAGCUCCUCGAUAGCGAGCAACUUCGAGUCAGAGCCAUCCUCUAGAUCUCUAAUACAGUCCCGAAACUACAGGCAGUCGUGUUCAGUGAGGACGUGGCUUGGUGGUCUCGCGAUGGAAACCGCGAGCGAGUGCACGAAUACUCUUCAGAGCAAAGCACUGCCGCGACGAAAAGUUCGCGAGUUUCUCUCCGAGAAGGACGAAAUGAAGGACCUGAGGACACUCGCGUCAUUGGCUACCGCUGCCGCGAACAAACUGCUCGUCAGGGCGGACCAGUUCGACCGCCAUUACCAAUAUAUAUUCGAUAAAGUGGCUCAUCUGGAAGGCGGGAAAUCGGAGAAGGCGCUUCUACGUGCCAUCGAGGAAGAUGCGUUCUCUGUUUUAUCAGAACUGGGUGCACCACCACCUCGUAGAAUUCAACAAAGCAGUUUGAAAGGAAUACUGUCCCAACUCGAAACCAUGAGGAACUACGUGAACGGCGCCAUCGAUACUCGAUUAGACUUCUAUAUAGAGAGAGUGGUCAGAGGAUUGGAAGAAGCACCAAAGGAUGACAUUAUGGUAGCUAGAGGUGCAUUGGCAGCAUUGACUGCUCUAGGUUUAGCAGGGCCACGAGCUGGAAGCAGUAUUACUAGGUGUUCAGGCAUCAGAGCCCUUCUAACGUCUGUGAUCACGGCUGGAAAGACAUCGACUGAUUUUGUAGCAGCCUCAUUGCGUGCCUUGGCAAGUGUCUGUUGCUCUGCUGUUGCAAUAGAUCAAUUUGUCAAGGAUGGUGGUCCGGAAAUAUUGACAGACCUUCUGAUCGCGGGUCAUUCGUCCGAGAAGGAGAAAAUGGAGGCCACGGCGUUGGUCGUGCAGAUAACAGCACCCUGGGUCAAUGCUCUCGGUCUACCUUACUUGGAACCGUUUUCUAGAAACCUGAUACCCUCCUUGAAUCGUCUAGUCGAGAAUACUAGCUGUAAUCAAACCCUAUUGCUCGGAGCGGCCGCGUUUAAUCAUCUGUCCAAGUCCAAAACAUGCGCCUCUGUAAUAUUGAAACAAGGCACUGUAAAGAAGUUGCUGAAAAGUGUAAAGAAAUCAGCCGGCAAAAACGUUUGGCUGAUGGAACAGGUGGCAGCACUGAUCAGCGAAUUGUCCCGCACCCCUGAAGCUCGAUUGCACUUGGCAGAGGCUCGUGCAUCUAUUGCCCUGGUUUCGUUCCUUAGAAUGAGACCUCCAGGGUUAGAAGACGCCUAUAGACGUUUAGAAAUUACUGCCGCGACAGCGUUAACGAGACUCUGCGUUGAUCCAGAGAUCGCGAGGCAGGUUGUCGCUGUUGGCGGUGCUGAUUGUCUUCCGUCGUAUAAAGCUGACGAUCUCCUUACGGAGGACGAAGAACAGAUCGAGGCUGGUUUGUUGAAAUACACGAAAUCCUUGAGAAGAGCAUGUAAAAGAGCGGCGAAACAGAUUAAUAUUGCUAAAGCCAGCGAUUACAGUGAACUGAAUUAAAUUUAACACUCCUGU
Messenger RNA from Dufourea novaeangliae, 2305 nucleotides. RefSeq names its product protein inscuteable homolog (gene insc). The transcript is spliced from 5 exons. Gene Ontology annotation, biological process: establishment of mitotic spindle orientation; regulation of asymmetric cell division; asymmetric cell division. The record is from RefSeq and is a predicted model, not a curated record. NCBI's taxonomy places the organism in Eukaryota, Metazoa, Arthropoda, Insecta, Hymenoptera, Halictidae. Bases 47 to 2290 code for a protein of 747 amino acids. Gene Ontology annotation, molecular function: cytoskeletal adaptor activity. Gene Ontology annotation, cellular component: apical cortex.